AUGGACGGCGACGACGUGGCUUAUUGCAUGCCGGAAGGGCCGUUGUUCCAGCGAGCUUAUGUUCGAGUCCAUGGGUACAUAGCACUGCUCAUCUGUCUCUUGGGUAGCGCUGCCAACUCUGUUAACAUUGCCGUGCUCAGUAGAAAAGAAAUGAUCUCAUCGACGAAUUCUAUCCUGACCGGACUGGCAGUCGCCGACUUGCUCGUCAUGAUAGACUACAUUCCCCUGGCGCUACACAUCUAUACAGAUAUAUGUGCAGAACUCAAUCGAAAUUCGUAUGCGUGGGCUGUUUAUGUAUAUUUUCACUCCAUAUUCAGCCAAACAUUUCAUACGAUAUCUAUUUGGUUGACGAUCACGCUCGCUGUCUGGAGGUUCAUAGCAAUAAAAUUUCCUCAAAAAAAUAGGACGUUAUGUAACAAGAAGAACACAAAUAUAGCUAUAGCUGUGGCGUACGCCGUGUGUCCGAUACUGUGUCUUCCCAUUUAUUUUGCUAUGAAAAUUCGAAUAAUUCCUUCAAAGCAUGGACAUGAUAACACGACGCUGAACGAUACAGACUUCAUAUUAAACGUUACGGAGAGUAAAGAGCCUGAGUACGCCAUAGUAAUGACUGAAAACGAAGAGCUGCUCACCGCUAUCUUCUGGAUUUACAGUGUAUUUAUAAAACUUAUCCCAUGUGUAGUGUUGUCCAUACUAAGUGUGUUGCUCAUUCUCAAAAUGAAAUCGAGUGAUCGCAGAAGACAGAAGUUAUUGAAAAAAUCAGCAAUAACAAGUAACGAGGGUGAGAAAGCUCGGUUAAACGAGGACGGUGGGAAGCGAGGAGGUGGCGGUGGCGGCGGCCGGACGGAUCGUACCACGAGGAUGUUGGUUGCUCUACUCGGUCUCUUCCUCGCCACGGAACUACCACAAGCUAUCUUCGGCCUACUCACCGCCAUAGCUCCGCAUCUCUUCAAAGUCUGUUACUACGCCUUCGAUUCAUGUUAUCUUGGUGCAGGCGAGGUGAUGGACUUGAUGGCGCUGGUGGGGUCUGCAGUGAACUUCGUGCUGUACUGCAGCAUGAGCCGGCAGUUCCGCUCCACGUUCACGAGGCUGGCGCGGAAGGUGUUGCCGCUGGGCACGCAAGGCGAGCCAGUCACCGCGCUGAAGGCGUAG
Spodoptera littoralis (African cotton leafworm) is the source of this 1149-nucleotide messenger RNA. NCBI's taxonomy places the organism in Eukaryota, Metazoa, Arthropoda, Insecta, Lepidoptera, Noctuidae. The record is from the annotation of a GenBank genome assembly.